AUGUCUUCUUCAAGCUUCAGAAGGCUUGUUCGAUUUGUACCCGUUUCAGACCCCAAGAAGAUUCUCCUUGGUCAGCCUAUAGAUGAAGAUGUUGAUGUUGGCCUUGCUCUUCGAAAUGGAGGAGCCGUUGAGGUGGACGUCUUCUCUGGCUCGUCUGUUCUCGAUCCUGGCCAUGCAACUGGUCAUGUAGCUACCAUAAAAAGGUUGCUAUCUCCAGUUGCAGCCCAUGAGGUUGGCACUAUUCGCUGUAUUGGACUGAAUUACAAGCAGCAUGCAAAGGAGGUUGGACUUCAAAUACCAGAAGUGCCCAGCGUAUUUCUAAAACCGUGUACUGCUCUUGGGGAUCCUUGGCCCUCGCCCACUCCCUUGCCAAAACUCACGCAGAAGGAUGAUUGUGGCGAUUACGAAGCUGAGCUUGCCAUCGUACUAGGCAAGAGAGCUAAGAACGUGUCCAAAGAGGAAGCGAUGGACUACGUACUCGGCUACACAGCCUGUAAUGAUGUGUCCAGCAGAACGAGCCAAUUUGCACAAUCCCAAUGGUCCUUCUCGAAAGGAUUUGACGGUUCAUGUCCACUUGGUCCAGUACUGGUUUCUACGUCAGUUAUUGAGGACCCAUCAACCCUUCGGAUUCGUGGUUUCAAAAACAAGGAAUUGCUGCAAGACUGUGGAACAGACUGA
This is a messenger RNA of Pochonia chlamydosporia 170, 678 nucleotides long. Its product is annotated as fumarylacetoacetate hydrolase. Lineage: Eukaryota; Fungi; Ascomycota; Sordariomycetes; Hypocreales; Clavicipitaceae. The transcript is spliced from 6 exons. The record is from RefSeq and is a predicted model, not a curated record. Gene Ontology annotation, molecular function: acetylpyruvate hydrolase activity. The coding region runs from base 1 to 678 and encodes 225 amino acids.